Messenger RNA from Trifolium pratense (red clover), 1070 nucleotides. RefSeq lists its product as uncharacterized. The record is from RefSeq and is a predicted model, not a curated record. The transcript has a single exon. NCBI's taxonomy places the organism in Eukaryota, Viridiplantae, Streptophyta, Magnoliopsida, Fabales, Fabaceae. Bases 128 to 832 code for a protein of 234 amino acids.
UCUCCCUCCCACACCAACAUCACAUCACAUCAUCACAACAAUAACAACUACACUCUCUCUUCUUUUCUUUUUUAUGCUUAAAACUGCAUCUUCUUACUUCUUCACUUUCAUCUUUUAAACACUCUCAAUGGAACCACACAAAGCAACUAACGCCAUUCGAACACACUUCGCCGCCAUUUCCAAAACCAUUCGCAUUUUCGAACUCUGCAUCUUACUUCUCCUUCUUUCCUGGACUCUCACGCGCCUCCCUCUCGCCGUUUCCAUUUCCGCCGACUACCUCCGCAAACUCGCCGCAAGUCCACUUUUCAUCUUCGCUGUUUCCAACGCAAUAAUCGCUACUCUUAUCGCACAGUCCGGCCGUUUUUCCACUCAAAACUCCGACGAUCUUUCCGGUGCCGGUAAACUCUACUCCGAGUUCAUCAAUAACCGCAUCGCCGUUUCAGAUCGCGAAUCAGUCACUGUCGAUUCUCCGCCGGUUGAGGAAGUUGCAGCGGAGGUGAAAUGCCAGGACAAGGAGGUUAUAUCUGAGAUCGUUUCGAUUCCGACGGUUUUAGAUCGGGAAGCUGCAGAUGGUUCCAAUUUUGCGAGUUUUCGUCGGAGUCAGUCGGAGAAGUGGAAGCGAGAGGCUGUGAAGAUGAAACAACGGAAACAGCUUCGGAGAUCGGAAACAGAGAAGCUUCGAGAAACUGAGAAAGAAAAUUUGUAUCCGCAGGAUAAGCUGAGUAAUGAGGAGUUUCAACGCACCAUUGAUGAGUUCAUUGCGAAGCAAAUGAGGUUUCUGCGAGAAGAUUCUUCCGCCAUUGUUGUUCACAAUACUAGUACUACUUCAUAGCUUGUAGUAGAUUUUGAAAUUGAAAAAAAAAAACGAUGAAAAUUCCAAAAUCCAUUUGAAAAAAAAAAGAAAAGAAAAAAAUUAAUCUAGAAGAGUUUAUGGUACUGUCUGUUUUUCUUCUGUUUCGUCUGCAGUGCACACUGUACAGUGUUAAUAUUUGUCCUAAAUCAUAUAAAAUGUCCCAUUUUCUUUAUAGUUUCUCACUCCUAGUGAAAUUGCUAUUAUUCGAGCUUAAUGG